Lineus longissimus is the source of this 1883-nucleotide messenger RNA. Its product is annotated as NADH-ubiquinone oxidoreductase 75 kDa subunit, mitochondrial-like. The annotation marks the transcript as partial. Gene Ontology annotation, molecular function: iron-sulfur cluster binding; NADH dehydrogenase activity. Lineage: Eukaryota; Metazoa; Nemertea; Pilidiophora; Heteronemertea; Lineidae. The record is from RefSeq and is a predicted model, not a curated record. The transcript is spliced from 3 exons. Gene Ontology annotation, biological process: cellular respiration.
CUAACUAGGGUCUGGAGUGAGUGCAAAUCACUGUAUUAUAGAACAAAGGGAUUCCUUUUCAUAAACGUUGCUUUUCUCUGCUUUGUUUAUCUAGGUCACCAUGGAGACCUUGGCGCCUCAUCCGCCGAUGUCAUCCUCCCCGGCGCCGCCUAUACGGAGAAGUCGGGAACGUACGUGAACACGGAAGGGCGCGCCCAGGAAGGUCGCCAGGCCGUCACACCACCGGGAAUGGCACGGGAAGAUUGGAAAAUUCUCCGAGCUCUCUCUGAAAUCGCGGGUGUAACGCUGCCCUAUGAAAAAUUAGACGACGUCCGCGAUCGGAUGGAGGACAUCUCGCCCACUCUGACUUGCUAUGAUGAGGCACAAGAAGCUAACUACUUCCAACAGGCUAAGGAGUUAGCUGAUACCGUCUCUACCAAAUUGAGUCCUACACCCCUGAAACCAGAACAGAUAACUCUGAAAGAUUUCUUCAUCACGGACUCUAUAACCCGAGCGUCACAGACGAUGGCCAAGUGCGUGAAGGCGACUUUAGCAGAAGAAGGCUCGGGAUAGACAGGGUUCAUAAUUGUGCAUGGACACCAUUCAUUUUCAAUGAGGCUUUCAGUUUGUGAUGUUAGCAACACUUUUAUGAAGGAUAGGAGACAGAUUAAAGCACGGAUUAGUGAUAAUCUUUUUUUGUCCGACAAGUUGUACUGGUGAUUAUGAGUUGUGUAUAAAAGCUUUCGACGUUUAGCCAGUGUGCCACACUAGGUAGAGUGGCCAGCAAUUUGAGGUACGACGGCCCUAUAGGAACUGUCCACAAAGUUCCAGAGCAAGGUUGGGUGGCUCUACCUAGGUAGGUAGGUAAGCUGCCAAGGUAGGGUGGCUCUACCUAGGUAGGUAGGUAAGCUGCCAAGGUAGGGUGGCUCUACCUAGGUAGGUAGGUAAGCUGCCAAGGUAGGGUGGCUCUACCUAGGUAGGUAGGUAAGCUGCCAAGGUAGGGUGGCUCUACCUAGGUAGGGUGGUAAGCUACCAAGGUAGGGUGGCUCUACCUAGGUAGGGUGGUAAGCUACCAAGGUAGGGUGGGCCACCCUGACAAAGGCCUUGUGGGAACACUGAACAUCAAUGUUUCUGCUAACAUUGAUAGUGCGACUAGAGUAUUGAUAGGAUAAGAUGAGCGGCGAGACCGCUUGCUGUCGUAUAUUGUAAAUAUCUUCAUGUGUCAAUCAUUACCUGACUUCUGUCGGCUUCAAAUGUCCCUUUUGUCAGACCUGAUGUCAGUUGAAUCACCCGAAGUGGUUUAAAAACCGUCUAGCUAAAAAACCAGUACCGUCAAUCUUCGGCGGUUUGCCGUAAAACUGUGUAUUUUGCAAGCUUUUUAUGAAUUUUUGCUGUUGAUGUGCACAAAUUUCACCUCGAAUGCAUUAACAAUAACAUUUUGGCAGCAAUCACAAUAUUCAGUCUCUCGCCAAAUGCAAAGUGAGAAAAUGCGCCAAAUUAUAGCGUUGUGAAAUUUUCAUGGUUUACAGUAUUGAAAAUCGACUUUAUGUGCCAGUAAAAAGAACCUCUCUACUAAGGACACCCUCGGGACUGACAUAUGCUCUCCUUACUAGAGUGGUGUCCUGAUUAGAGAGGUGUCCUGCAUAGAGAUGUCAAAUUGAAUGGAAACGACCACUUUGGGAGCAAAACUAGAGGAAGUGCCUAGUAGAGACAUCCGCUAAGACAAGUUCCAUUUCACUGUGAAUGUUACUUUUGACCAUUACUUUGUACAGUUGUUUGGGGAGGAGUGAGAUAAUAAGUGACAUGAUUGUUUGACAAAAUUCUUCUGCUCAUUUCAUUGCCAGUUUAUCUAAUGGAAAGGUUAUGAAAAUGACCCUUCUGUACCAUGUGUCCAUCUCGGUAGC